Molecule: messenger RNA, 11635 nt
Organism: Acanthoscelides obtectus
Lineage: Eukaryota; Metazoa; Arthropoda; Insecta; Coleoptera; Chrysomelidae
Source: the annotation of a GenBank genome assembly
CAAUAAAACUGAUCAAAAAAGCCCGUUCCGAUAUAAAAGUUGUGCACGUGUAUUUCUUGUUUUCCGGACAUUUAUAAGUUGUUAUGUAUUUUUAAGUGGAAAAACUGCUUCAGAAAUAUGGUACAGGCACCAGAUUCGUCAUGUGUCCAGAGCGAGUUGCCACAAGCACUGAUGCUACUCACAGAGAUGAAUUUGAGUGCCCAACAUGUGGCCUCACUGGUGGACAAAAUGAUCCAGAAGGUGCGAAAAGGGGAGCUGUCCACAGGUCAAGGACUCAGCUUCCUUGAAAUGAAAUACAACAUGCUACUCAGCUAUCUGAUUAACCUCACUUAUGUGGUUCUGAGGAAAUGUUCUGGGGAGAAGAUCGAGGGGGAUCCCUGUAUUGAUAGAUUAGUCGAGAUCAGGACAAUAUUGGAAAAGAUCAAACCUAUCGACCACAAGUUGAAGUAUCAGAUCCACAAGUUGGUGAAAAGUGCAGUGAGCGGCACAAAUGCAGAUGAUCCGACCUCGUUCCGAGCCAAUCCACACCAUCUGUUAGGCGAUGUUGAAGAAGGGACAGACGAGUCUGAGGAAAGUGAUGAAGACAAAGGAAAUGAUGCUGCUGGAUCAAAGUAUUCUGGUGUCUAUGUACCACCCAAGUUAUCUGCAGUACAUUAUACAGGUGAUGAAACAGCACAAGAUCGUUCUAAAAGACUACAAGAACGCAGCAAGAAACACGCGUUAUCAGCUUCUAUAAUGCAAGACUUACGUGAGGAAUAUUUAGACACUCCGAUAGAGGUUUCGCAGAGCAGUAGGGCGCAGCAGAUUCUUAGUAAGCAGCAACAAGAAAGAGAAAGGUACGAAGAGGAAUACAUGACACGUCUGCCCAUGACGAAAGCCGAAAAGCAAAUGAGGCGACGAUUGACGACAGGUGGCGCUCCGUUGGCAGACGAGAUCUUGGGAGGAGGUAUUGGAGGCAGCAACAAGCGGAAGCGGAAACAGCCUAGUGGUGGUGGCAGACGACCGAAGGGCGGGAAAGGGUACAAACGGAGGAAACGGCAGUGAUCAAGGAGUAGCCGUAGUGCAGCUGAUUAUGGUACCGUAAAGGGUGUUUAGUAGUGGGAGGGAGAAGGAUGCGUGAUAGUGGUGUUGAUAGGUGUCAAGGCAAACGUAUAUACGGCUAAAGGUUUUUGACGAAAAAAUAUUUUGGGAAGUCUGACCCCUUAUUUAUAUUCCAUAUUCAAGGGUUAAAUUGUUAUCGCUUACACCGCGCUUUAGUGUGUUGUAGUAUACUGCGAUUUGAUAAAAGUGCUCCGAGGCAUCAACAUUCACUGGCAUGAUCAAAUUUUCUAAUGUGAGUGAUCUAUUUCCUUGAUAUAUUCUAAAAACAAACAAAUUUUUAGCAUACCUUCAAAUAGUAAUUAAACCUGACGCCUAGGGUCUAUUUUAAAAUGGUUUCACGGGGCGACCCAAUUUACCUAUUUGAUACAAAUUUUUGGCUGACGUUUUCCGAGAUGGUAUAUUACUUCCACGCGAAUUGGCGUGAAAGUAUUGUAAUAGCGAGGAAGUAUUGUAAUUACAAUAAAGUAUUGUAAUUGUCAGGCAUUUCACAGCCAGCAUAUAUUUUACUUUCCACGCAACUGGAGAAAAAUUAUUGUAAUAGCGAAAAAUUUCGAAAAUGAGAUAUGUUUUUUGGAUGUUAUAUGACAUCUAUAUCACGAAAAAAACACCAAUCAUUUCCUUCGGCCUGUCUGGUGACUAAUCAUUGGCUCUUCUGUACCUUGGAUUGUGAUGAAAUUUUCAUACAACGUUAGGGCUGUAGAUUUAGGUGUGAAAUAAUGAACGUUCACCGGUCUUCAGUGAAUAUGACGAUAUUUCGUGGAAUGAAGAAUCUCGUGUAUUUUAGUAACUUCUCCUUGUACGAAGGAAUGCUUAAAAAAAGAAAAAGCUCACUAUACUAUUUCCUUACUUAUAUUCAUUAUAUUGCAUGACCACUUGUGUUUCCAUAGCCAGCCAAUAGAAAAAUAUCGGAAUGUAAGAAAGCUGAUUCAGAUAAUAGUAUUGAUGUAUUGUGCAUACUCAAAGUCCUUGAUUUCAAUCUUUUGUCAAAUGAACAGUACUUUUGUUUCACAAUGUUUCACUGGUAUUCAUUCUACCCUACAGCCUUUUGUCAGGAUACAUACAUGUUCAUAGUUGGUGAACAAUAAAGCAUACUAAAGUUGAAUCGGAAACAUGAUGCAUAUACAAAGCUCAUUUGUCCAAAAUUGCGUUGGAGUCAAUAUACUUGACGCCAGUUUUUUACAUUUCAUAAAACCUCACUCAUUAUCGAUGGUCUACCUGCUAUUUGUCAUACAAAGUUACUACCAUAUCAAAAAGGAAAACGCUUUGUAUGUUUUGAAAAUCGAUUCAAUGGUGGUCUGGCCGACCUAAAAAUGUAUCAAGAAUAAAUGUUAUGCUUAGUAAUUUAGCACAAAAGGACGACCAGAGAUUGAUCGACAAAUGGAACUAUCAAAAACAAUGUCAGCUGUUGAUCCAAGGAACAAUGAUCUUUACAAACAUUCAACGGACGGACUUGAACAAUAAAACCUAAAACUAAAAGAACGUGCGUAAAUAAAGAAAAUAUUGACUUCAAAUAUUCACAACUUUUCUGUCGGAACAAUAAUACUGUCAGGUAUCUCUAUCCUGUCUCCUGAAUUUCUGGGUUUCAAUAUUGAUUAACGUAUUCAACAUUAUUUAUGUAUAUGUAUAUACUUUUUUGAAAGUCUCACUUUUCUCAUUUAUAUCCAUGCUUUGAGCUGCCAGCACCCCUGCUUCUCUUAUGGUUGUUUUUAGUAUAUGUACUAGAUGGCGCGAGUGUCCUAAAAGUUUCUCUCAAGGUCUUAGGGUUAUGUGUCAUCUCAAUGAGAAAUGCAUGGGUAUCAUGUAAAAAACCUGUAAAACGUCAAAAAAAACCUAUAAGAUGUCAUCUUGCAAACUAGGUAGUUUUUAGGGCGCAAACAGUCAUUCCACGUUUCCCAAGGAGGAAUCACUCAUUCCUGGUUGCAUAUGUUUUGUGAGACCAAAUGGUCCUUAUCUGUAGUUUUUAUCUCUGAGAAGAAAGUUGGUUGAAUAGCAAGAUCGCACCUGGAUGAUUAUGUAUAUUGGUCUGCAUGUCUUUAAAAUCAGUGAUAUUUGCUGUAUGAGAAAAUCAUUACUGAAUAUGCUGCCAAUGAAGUAUAUCUAUUGGCUAUGCCCGACGGGUUAUUUUUAUGUUGUGCUUUCUGAAGAGAGGUUAUGUUCAAAGUUAUAAAUUACGAAAAACUGAGGAGAAUUACGGGAAAUCGUCACCGCGCCCACGUUGAGUGUAAUUACUGUGUUGAGAGGUUAGGUCGCCGCCUUGUGGGGUGAAAUGAAGAACAGACUUGUUGCUUGCUGCGUUGAAUUCUUGGAGUUUUAUUGUUAUACACAAUUGCAGUCUGUAUUAGACGUUUUACAAUAACACUUUUUUACGUUAAUAUUCAAAUUUUACACUUAUUUAGACAGUUUUUGUCGUGCUGAGAAGCGUGGACUGUACCUUGUUCUCUCAACUCUCUCUCUCUCUAACCGUUGCCACGUUGAGCCGACUGUUCGGGAUUCGCGGAAACAUACAUGUAUAUGACUUGUAAUUCGACAGUGUACAGUGAAUAUAAUUAUUUCUUAUCGCUCUCAUUUUUGAAAUUCAGCAAAUUUGUAUUUUCCAGAAUGGAUAAGAAAAAGUGGAAUGCGCAACUAAUUUCUAGCUUUUAAUCUCAAUUAAGUCUAUUUGAGACAAGAACCCAAUGUAAUUAUCAUCAACACAUACAAUUUACAGCUUAGACCUCCAGUAAUGCCAUCUCAGAAGCAGAUUUUACAUUACAUCAGAGCCAAAGAUUGAUAACAAGCCUCAUGACGUUUAGGAAACACAUACAACUAAGUGCUAAGUUAACAUCUUGUAGAAAAACCUACAUAAUGUCAAAAAAACAGCAUAAUGUCAAAAAAAAUCGGCAUAAUGUCACUUUUCAAGAUACGUGAUACCCGUGCCGGAUGAUAGGCAGAUGUCGCGCCUGAGUUUAGCAUUUAAGUAUAAUCGAAACGAUUAAAGCACGGGGUGGACUAUUUUCAGGUGGAAUACGUUAAUCAAUGGUUUUAAGGAAAAUAAUACUGAAGCACUUUGAUAGAUAGAAGUCGGGAUCUAAACACUUUAGGCGAAAUAGUUAAUGUUAUUAUUGUUUGAUCCACGUCUAUCUAUUUAAUGGUGCACAAAACGUGCACAUGUUAUAGACGAAAACGUUAUUCUUCUCAUUUAUUUUGUUUUUUUUUGUUGAGUUUUGAAGCAACCCUUAUACUGAUAUUGGUAGUGAUGCGAGUUUUGUAACUGAUAGACAAGAAAAAUCUGUCUUGUGUAUACGUUUGCCUUGCGCAUGAAAAUUAAAGAGCUUGAAACCCCAGUUGCCUAAGGUAACCUUAUAAUUUCUGUAAAAUUACGAAUUGGAGAUAAAGAAAAUUCAAAAUUCCGUCAAAAGUCCCAUAGUGUUAUACGUAUACGUAUAUAUUUGUACGACUUUAUUAUUUUUUUUUUGUUUUUCUAACGUGUGUACGGUUCUAUAUCUAACAUUUUCGGCGUGCAGUUUUUUGGACCUUAAUUUAAAAGUUUUCGUUUUUUAUUUCUUAUGAUUUACGUUGUUCUAGAUGUCAUAUUAUAGACUGAAGAUAUUUUUACAUAAUGUUAUUGAACUGUUGCUGAUACUUUACAAGUUAUAUAGGAAAUUAUUUCUAUUUUUCGCUCGAUAAUGUGUUCAGACGAAACCAAUAGUUAAGUACAAGAGUGAUUUAGCCAAUACUAUCAAAUAACACUUACAUACCUCUAGCUGAAUAAAGUACAGAUCUUUGAAACCAGGGAUAACUCUACAUGUUUUCAAAUACAAAUAUCAACUUGAAAUGUAAACUAAUGUGAAAUAAGGGUACCCUUUAUCUAAACCAUAUUGUUAAUGAGGAAAAUUCGAUCUUGGUGGUCCAAUAUGAUUUGGAGAAGUCAUGGAUUAGUCAAAAUUGAUCUUUCUUUACUCAGUUUUGUAACUUUUGCAAAAGAAACCGUUAAAUGGCUGAUCUCCAAUAAUCCAUGUGCUCUGAAAUUAAGUUAUCUGUACAACUGGAGUAAAUGGAAAAGCACAAACUAGUACAUCUCCUUGAAUAAAAUAUCUGUACUUGUAUUACCUGUUGCAUAAUCCUAGUUAAAGUUACAUUUAUAAAAGACUUGUUGCUACCAGAUUCUUGAAAAAAGUAUUGGUUAAAUUAGUGUUAUAUUCAUUUAGGGUGUUUCAAUGUGAAGAGGAAAUAAUUUAACUGUGUAUAUUGGCCUCGGAGGGGAUUAUAGAUAACAUUUGGUUGAUGGGUCUUUAGCUCGCUAUAACCGAUAUAGUGUUUUAUUUUGACAAUUUGUAGUCUCACAACUUUUUAAUUACUGUCUACAGGGUGCGCCAUCUAGUAUGUUGGUAUGUAGACAUUGAAUAACUUUGAAAAAAAAACUGAUUUCUAUAUAUGCAAUUUUCUUAAAUUUUUUCCUUGACAAUUUAUUGGAAAUGUGCCCAUUUUGCUGCGUUUCCCAUUACUUUUCGACCAUCGCGGGUGGUAUAGCGGCGAUUGCGGUACGAAUGUUUGCUUUGAGUUCUUCAGUGGUCUGGGGCUUGCUGGCGUACACUUGACUUUUCAAAUAACCCCACAAGAAGUCCGGUGGGGUCAAAUUUGGAGACCUGGGUGGCCAGUCAAUGUCACCUCUUUUUGACAUCAGACGUCCAGGGAAUUUUCGUUGCAGAAACUGGAUUGUUUCAUUUGCAGUGUGGCAUGGCGCACCGUCUUAUUGAAACCAGUAACCAUCAAGAACUUUUUCACGCAUUUGUGGGCAGACAUAUCGAUAUCGAUUUCCAUCGACUGUUUCGUUUUCGUUGAAGAAAAAUGGCCUAAUGAUGGUUUUGGCGCUAACGCCGGCCCAAACAGUCACUUUCCGGUCAUGCAACGGCAUUUCGUGGAUCUCAUGUGGAUUUUCCGUCCCCCAAAUGUGGCAGUUUUGCUUAUUAACGCCGCCAGAGAGUGUCAAAUGGGCCUCCUCGGUCAUCAAAAUUUGCUUCCAAAAAUCAGGUUUAGCGUGAACCAUUCGAGCCACUGCUGGCUGUAUUCCAAGCGACGAGGACGGUCUGUCGGCAAUAUUUUAUGUGGUGAUACGGAAACUGGCAUAUCAUCAAAAUACGCCGCAAAGGGGAUCCACUGACGCGAAAUUGCUGAGCGCGUGACGAUAGGACACUUUUGGGUUCUGGGCAACGCUUUCUCUGACCACUUCAACCAGUUCAUUGGAACGUCUUGGUUGUUGUCACACGGUGCCUGUUUGCCAUGAUAUUUUCGACGAUAUGCACGUUGAGUUAACACGACUGAACGACGAUUUUCAAUGUAGAUUGUCACUAUUUCGGCGCUUUGUUUCGGUGUGAAGCGAUUCAUGGUUAAAAUUGUACUUAACUGACGUUUCAAAAACACGUAUAACCAAAUCAACCGGCUUUAAAUUAUUCAAUGUUUACAUACCGACAUAAAAGAUGACGCACCCUGUAUAUUUUUUAAACUUGGUGCUCGUACUCAGCUUUAUCCUGUCAAAUCGAUUGUAAUACCAACAGAAAAAUAAAUACAGGUCCGGACUAAUUAAAAAUUUGUUAAUCCAUUAUAUCCGAACACAAACAGUGUAGUUUGGAAUUUCUGAAUGGCUUUUACAAUUUUGCAAAGAGCACAAACAGUUCGUGCUAAGGAUCCAUUUUUGUUCUUUGCGCAGAUGGGUUUGUAUGCGCUGAAGAUAACGUUUUUGUUCAUUUUGAAGAACUGGAGGGGCUAAGAAUUUAUACAAUUAUUAUUCCAGCCUUGCGCCACGUUAAUGUUAAAUUCAGGAAGUUAUUGCUCAGUUACUUCAUCUAGAUCAAUAAAAACAUACUUCCAGGUCCGUAUUAAGAACUAAAGGUUGGUGGUUACGUAUCCACAUAUUGAGGAAAUAUUCAUUGAAGGAAUCUCUCCAAAUUACAAUAUUGUACUACGAGUAAUACAUAGACCGAGCAUCAUAGGCAGUGUACGUGGCAACAAAUGGUGUAUGAUUUGAUGAAAGAGGGGAUGAAAUGUUGUCUUAUGAGUAGAAUAGAUUACAGGUCCAACCCGUAUUCUUUUUUGCUGGUAUCACAAUUGAUUCAAUAGGAUAAGCUGUGCAGGCCACCCAAUUAAAAAGAAUAUACAGUGGAUAAAGAUUUGUGAGGCUACAAAGAAAUGACUAAAAUCGAUUUUAAGAUGCUAAAAAUGGAACACCCUAAAUAAUGUUCAAAAGCAGCGAGUAUAUCUACGAUCAAUUAAAUUCACUUUAUACAAUCCUGAUUUUAUGUAAUAGUACCAUUAAUAGUGAUAGAUCAAUGCUGAGAUAAUACCAUCACAUCAAUUUGUGUUCUUCAGUUUUCCAUAAAUAAUGGUGGAUUAGACUCCUAUAUCACAAAAUUGAAUCUGUUUUCACUGUAGUUCUUCAAGGUCAAUCUGGUCAUUACGCCAAAAAUUGAAAAUUGAACGAGAGUUUUCGGUUGUUGAUAUUGCAUCUACUUUUCCGGCAUACAAAGUAGAUAUAUAUCCUAAGUUUUCGAAGGUAUGUGUUUACUUUUUGCAGAAUAUUAGACGAUUGGUAACAAUAAUCGUGGAGAGCUUGAAAAAAAAACUUCGUAUAAAAUAUUCCAUACUUACUUUUUAUGGAUUGAAAGUUAUUUUUGUAUACUCUUUCGCGUUGAAGGUUGAUAAAAAAUUUUUAUUGGAAAAUAAGCGUUCUGUUCCCUCUGGGAAAGAACGAAACCCAGUGAAAAACUGUUUUUGAUGAUAGACGUAGUCAAAAAUACUUAUUGGAAACAGAUUGGGAAUGAUUUUGUUAGAAAACGCAGAAAGGUCAAAUGUUGAAAAUCUGUCGAUUUUCACAUUUAGGGAUAGCACUCUAGAUUUCCCCACACUUUUCGGGGUUCCAUUAAGUCUUGUUGACUAUUUCUAAUCAUGAACAUUUGGGAUUAAUUCUGUGUAUAUCCAAUAUUUUGUGGGGUGAUUAGUGUAUUUUAGUCAUGACGUACUACAUUUUUCCCCACUUUUCAGGUUUUCAGUAUUUCUGAUUACUAUCAUAAACAGUGGGUUUCACCGGUUUGCGUACGUUCGCAGCAGGGCAAAAAAUGGCUAUUUUUAACAUUGUCUUUUAUUUCUAUUCUUUGAAAACAAUCCGCCAAUCCGAUAACGCUUAUCAAAAUAUUCUAUUGCUUUGAGCACUUAAAAGACAACUAUACAUUUUUUCGCCAAGUUCGGUCACUUUCCAUUGGACUAAACCUGAAUUUUUGAUAGUCACACAUACAGUUGUUAAUAAGGUGUUUUUUCCAAGUUUGCGACCAGCAUAUCUGUUAUUAACAAGUGAGCAAUGUUAUUUUUGUCUAUGUUAUUUACUGACAUUGUUGCUUUAUUGUUUUUAAUUUAAAAUAUUACGUUUUGGUUUGGAUAUUAUUAUUAAAGACUUCCUUAUAUGUUAAGUGAUCUACACGCGUCUUUUAUUUCAUUUCAUUUUUACGGUAUGUCUCAAAAUUAGCAUAUAUCAUAUUUUUCGCCAAAUGUAUUAAAAACAACAAUGUUUCUGUUCUGGUAUCUAUUGUUCAUUUCAUAGUUUUUAUUUCUGUCACUGUCUUGAACACAUUAGGAAAUCUAUGUAUCAAGAGCUUUUUUGGUUCAUUGAUCUGGCUAUCUUUUGCCUGUGAAAUGGGUAACUCAUUUGCUGAUUCUUACAAUCGUGGCUUUUACGAAAGAAAAAUGCCCGUUCAUGCUUUUUAUUAGUAAGUAGAUAACCAGUGGCUUUUUACCCACAACUUCAAAACGAGUCUGCCAGUUGCUUGAGAUGUAACCCAAAAGCAACAACCGAACUUUAAAUCGAUUUGCGCCUUUGAGUUUUUGAAGAUAUACAAUAGCGAUAAUAAUUCUUAUGUUUAAUAGUAUCUUUCUCAUUUGCUUCUUUCCUUAAAUUAUUAUAAUUAUUGAUGAAAUUCAUUUUUUAUUCAGUUUAGUGAUGAAUUGUGAUUUGCUCAGUUUGAGGCAUACUGUACAGGGCUUGUCUCAAAAUCUUUUUUGUUUUAUAAUUGUAUUAUUUACACACUUUUUAUGUUAAAAUGUAAGAUUUGAACAAAACCGGCGAAAUAAAGAACCGACAGCGCAGUAGUGUUUAAUGACAGUAUCUGUUUGAUUCAAAUAACACCGAAAGGAGUACUUGCCGUCAAUAUGAAUACGAAGGAAAUUGAUGGGAGCAAUUUGGAUUUUUUUUAUAUCGAAGCAGCCGCGCAGGCAGAAGCCUAUAUGCUGGAACAUCGCGGAUGCUAUGAUGAUCCCAAACAAAUUUUGUUCAUACGAUUUUUGAACUGUCUAAGGUUAGUAGAACUGGGAAAAGCUUCCUCUUGUAGAUUGUUCCACAGUCUCGACACCCUUGGGACAGAGGAGCGGUCGUAUCGCCCAGUUCUGGAUGUACGAAGCUCGACGCGGUUAGGAUGGGAGGCCAAAGUCAGGCGGGUCUGUCGAGCAGGCACAUCGCACGACGGCAUCAUGGAAGAGAGCUCCGUUGGUGUAGCGGUAGAAAAGAGCUAGAUCGCCGAUGGCUCGCCGGUGCGAAAGAGUUCCGAGACUGUUUGUUAGAGAAGAGUCAUCGAUCAGUCGGACCGCCCUCCUCUGGAUAGCAUCAAGCAUGGAUAAUUUAGUCGAGGCGGCAGCACCUCAAACGUGUGAGCAAUACUCGAGGCUAGUCCUUAUCUGGGCCUUGUAUAGAGUGAAAAGGUCAUGUGGAGAAAAGUACUUCUUAGCCCUAAACAAGUAGCCUAGCUUUUUCCCAACAGCUGCAGCUAUUGACGAAAUGUGUGCGUGCCAGAUCAGGUCCUCCGACCAGCCGAAAUGAAUGGCUCUUUGACAGAACUCAGCUAUCCAUCGAUACCGGAUGAGCGCUAGGACGCUUUUUGUUCGUCAAAGUACAGUGCUGUGUUUUGGAAGCAUUGAACUGUACAAGAUUGUUGCGUCCCCAAGCCUCCAGGUCUCUUGUCAGAGAGGAUGCCGUCGCUAGCCUUCUUUUUUCCAGCUCAGCGGCAGAGAUCGGCUUGUCACUCUGAAUUCCUGCAUGUAGAGUGCUGUCAUCAGCUAAGCUGUGGAUUGGGUUGAUCAUGCAACAAAGGAGGUCGUUGAUAUGUAAGAGAAACAGUGUGGGAGCCAAGACCGAUCCCUGGGGAACACCCGCGUUGACGAUGUGGGAUGAAGAGGAGAACCCGUCAAUUACGACGGAUGUCUUGCGGCCAGAGAUAAAAUCAGCCACUCAUCUGCAAAGCUUUUCUGGGGGGCCAUAGGAUGGAAGUUUGCUUAAGAGGGCAGCGUGCCACAGCUGAUCGAACGCUUCGUGAUGUCGUGAUAAAUUAUUUCCAAAAUGGUGCUUCCAGCUAACCGCAAGCUGAUACCACUUGCUUAUUUUUAGUGGGACUCCCUAUACAGAAAAUGAAGGAUAAUCAUGCACCUUCAAUGUGGCAAAAUUUUGUUUUGUCAAAAGUUUUAGAUAUUUUGUGUUGGCUGUUGUAUAAUCUUUAAUUUUUCCUACCUUUGUUCCUAUGCAAUCCGAUUUGUAACGGUUUCCUUAUAGCAUGAAACUUGCAUUACAUAAUGAAAAUUAAGUUUUUGAAAACCCCAGUCAUUUUUUUCACAAAUUAACACUGGAACAAUGUGUGACUUACAACGUUGUAGCGAUAUUACAAAAUCGCAUCUCAAACUUUUUUUAAAGGGGAUAACCUUUGCUGUAUUCUUUUAUGAACAGUUGACGGUGUUGCAUGGAAAGUGCAGCAGAGUCAACCGAUACGACGCAAUUUUUUUACAUAAAAUUGCAGAUACAUCAAAAUAAUAUUAAUACGUUGAUAUACAUGAAUUGUUCAGAAUCUUUAGUACAAUCCAAGAAUUCAAUAAUAACCAGGUUCUGUUUAAAACAAACAAGCCUGUAUCUGGUAUAACCGGAAUUGCCUCCUUUUUAGUCAAAUGACUCCCAUGCAUUUUACCAGAUUAACAAAUUUUCGUAAUUUUGCCUACUUUUCGAGUAAUCAAUUGCUGCAUUGCUGCUUAUAGUAUAAGUUCUAUUGAAGAUUUGUUUAGAGAGAGUUAGCCAUCCUAAAGAUUUUCGAAUUCAAAUUCUUUCAUUUUUCGAAAUUCAAAUUCUGAUUAAACCUGUGAAAGGAAGAGUACCGAUCUUCACAUUGGUAUGUAUUCACAAUAUUUUGAGUACAGAUUUCCACAGCGACUGGUCAUGUAGUAUUUCGUCAUCCUUUCUUAAAUAUGAUUUCAAAUUUUCAAGAUGGUUGUGCUUCACGAAUUUGAGACAAGUCAUAUUACGAUAAUUUCGUAGUCUGUAAACUCUUAGAUUUAUAAAAAAAAUUGUACUCCAUUCAGUAGCUGAUGUUCGUUGGUGUAUAUUGUAUUUGGUAGAUAAUAUUUAGGUACGCUACUGAACUUACAAAAAUAAAGCUCAAAAAGUAUAUUGGCCGUAGUUUAUAAGUUUUAUGGCUUUAAUUUGAUCACCUAUAUUUAUUUGUAGUGAUAUGUUUUAAUAUAUAUUUUUUUCUAA